Cinara cedri is the source of this 879-nucleotide messenger RNA. The record is from the annotation of a GenBank genome assembly. Lineage: Eukaryota; Metazoa; Arthropoda; Insecta; Hemiptera; Aphididae.
AUGCACAACUCACAAAAACCAAUUAAGAUCAGUUUAAACCCAACAACUAAAUCAAAAAUAAAUAAUGGUACUAAUUUAAAUGUUUUACAAAGUAAUCGUAUACAGAGCGAUUUAAAUGAUGUUUUUUACUCAAAUUCACCAAAUGUUGACACCAAUUUUAUUACAGUCCAACAUAAAACCAAACGAAAUCUUUCUUCUAACUCAAAUGGAAAACCGGAAACAACCAAAAAAAAUAAACCCAUUUUCACAUCUUCAAAUAAAUACGCAGUACUUGCAAACGAAAAUCAAGAAACUGAAAAUUCUGACGAAAUUCUCACUGAUAUCGACUCGGACACCAAAACCAAACAAAAAGACAAACCUCCUCCACCCAUCUUUAUAAGUGGAAUUUUGGAUUUUUCUGCAUUUCGUUCACGUUUAAUAGAAUUAAUCGAUGCUGACAGUUUCUUUGUUAAAUCAAAUGUCAACAACUUAAAAAUUCAAACCAACAACGCGGACUCAUACAGAGCAAUCAUCCAUUUUCUAAAAGAGAGUAAGGCCGAAUAUCACACAUAUCAAGCUCAAGAUGAAAAACCUUUCCGAGUAGUGAUUCGAAACAUCCACCCAUCAACUCCAUUAGCGGAAAUAGGCAUAGCAAUAAAUGAAGUUGGACCUUUCUCAGUCCUUAAUGUAUCCAACGUCUUAAACAAAACCACUAAAAAUAAAUUGCCAAUUUUCUUUAUUGAUUUGGAACCUGCGGAAAUAAACAAAGAAAUUUUUCAUAUCAACUCUUUAUUAAAUACAAAAAUAAAAAUUGAAGAGCCGUAUCAUUAUACAAUGUACAAACUGCCAGGAGUACGGUCACUCCAAAUCAUACUGUGCCCACCCUCCAAGAUGCGCUAA